Phaedon cochleariae (mustard beetle) is the source of this 1065-nucleotide messenger RNA. Lineage: Eukaryota; Metazoa; Arthropoda; Insecta; Coleoptera; Chrysomelidae. The record is from the annotation of a GenBank genome assembly.
AUGGACGGCGCGAAUUCGUCGGUAGAAGACGUGCGCACGGUGGUGCUGCAAAAGGGUCCCUCCGGCCUCGGCUUCAACAUAGUGGGCGGCGAGGAUGGCGAGGGCAUCUUCGUGUCGUUUAUAUUGGCGGGCGGGCCGGCUGAUCUGUGCGGCGAGCUGCGGCGCGGCGAUCAGAUUCUGAGCGUCAACGGCGGUACAAAUCAGACCGUUAACGUUGUAGUCCAAUAUAGACCAGAAGAGUACAACCGAUUCGAAGCAAAAAUUCAUGACCUCAAGCAACAAAUGUCACAUCCUGUAUCAGGAGGUACAUUACUGAGAACAUCACAGAAGAGAUCUCUAUAUGUUAGGGCUCUCUUCGACUACGACCCGACGAAGGACGACGGGCUGCCGAGCCGCGGAUUGGCCUUCCGCCACGGCGACAUCUUGCACGUGACCAACGCGGGGGACGACGAGUGGUGGCAGGCGCGCAGGGUGGUGCUCGACACGGGCGACGAGCACGGCAUGGGCAUCGUGCCAUCGAAGCGACGGUGGGAGAGGAAGCAGAGGGCGCGCGACAGAUCGGUGAAGUUCCAGGGACACGUGCCGAACGUGCUGGAUAAGCGAGAAUACGAAGUAGAUGGAAGAGACUACCAUUUUGUUUCGUCUCGGGAACAAAUGGAAAAGGAUAUCCAGAACCAUCUCUUUAUCGAAGCCGGUCAAUACAAUGAGAACCUGUAUGGUACGUCAGUGGCGUCGGUGCGGGAAGUAGCAGAUAAGGGUAAACAUUGUAUAUUAGACGUUAGUGGCAACGCGAUAAAACGAUUACAAGUUGCGCAAUUGUACCCUAUCGCUAUAUUCAUCAAGCCGAAAUCUGUGGAAUCUAUCAUGGAAAUGAAUAAGAGAAUGACAGAGGAACAGGCCAAGAAAACUUUUGAAAGGGCUAUCAAGAUGGAACAAGAGUUCGGAGAAUACUUCACAGCCGUAGUGCAAGGCGACACGCCCGAAGACAUCUACAACCAGGUGAAGGAGGUGAUCGAGGAGCAAUCGGGCCCGAAAAUUUGGGUGCCGGCCAAGGAGAAGCUGUGA